Molecule: messenger RNA, 6822 nt
Organism: Doryrhamphus excisus (bluestripe pipefish)
Lineage: Eukaryota; Metazoa; Chordata; Actinopteri; Syngnathiformes; Syngnathidae
Source: RefSeq, a predicted model, not a curated record
AUGAAUGAAAUGGAGCUAAAGGAUGGCUCGGGAUGUGACGGAAUACCCGACGGGCCGGACCUCCUCCCUUUCGCUGCUCCUCCUCCUCCUCCAGUCUUCAUCCCUCUCUCUCUCCCCAGCUCUCGACUAGAGUGGGAGCUGUGCCGGGAUUCGACUACACAAGCGGGAAAGACGGCAAAGCAGAGCCGGAUCUCACCUCUGGAUUCCGCCUCCACAGCUCUAAACCAGGAGGUUAGGACUAGGAGCGCUGGGCUGGGUACGCUGGCAGGCCCGGCUGCGGGGGCAUGGCCGUGGGGGGGCCGCAUCCCUUCCUCGUCCCUGCACCGGGACAGACGCUGGGGGUUUUGGGGCGGGGGUCCUUUCAGAGGUACGACGUCCAGACUCUCGGAGCUGAGACCUUGGUUGGGUCGAGGUCAUAACGCGGAAGGGGGCGGAGCGGACGGCAGACGGGUCCGAUGUUCCCGCAGAGUCCUGGUUCUUCUCGGCUCAUUAGUUCUCGUCUUUCUCACCUCGCUUUUUUUUUCCGUAUCGCUCCGGGGAAGCGUCGGUUUCAACUACCUGGACCCGCCCGGGUGGGAGGAGUCCAGGCGCGUGAAGCUGGUGCCCAGCUACGUGGGCGCACACAAGCUGUCCCCCCCCGAUGCCCAGCAACAGAAAACAUGCGCCUGCCCCCGUUGUGUUGGAGACCCCGGGGUUUCGGACUGGUUCGAUGAAAACUAUGACCCGGAUAUCUCACCCGUGUGGACCAGGGACAACAUCCAGCUCCCGUCUGAUGUCUACUACUGGUGGGUGAUGCUGCAGCCCCAGUUUAAACCCCACAGCAUCCAACAGGUUCUACUAAGGUUGUUCCAGGUGAUUCCCGGAAGAUCCCCCUAUGGCUCGUGGGAUCCGGGACGAUGCCUGCGGUGCGCCGUGGUGGGGAACUCGGGAAACCUACGCGGGGCCGGCUACGGGGCCACCAUAGAUGAACACAACUACAUCAUGAGAAUAAACCUGGCCCCCACGGUGGGCUACGAGGAGGACGUCGGCAGCCGCACCACGCACCACUUCAUGUACCCGGAGAGCGCCAAGAACCUGGCGGCCAACGUCAGCUUUGUCCUGGUCCCUUUUAAGACGCUGGAUCUGGUCUGGAUUACCAGCGCGCUGUCAACCGGCCAGAUUCGAUUCACCUACGCUCCGGUGAAGCAGUUCCUCCGCGUGGAUAAAGACAAGGUCCAAGUUUUCAACCCAGCAUUCUUUAAAUACAUCCACGAUCACUGGACCAGGCAUCACGGCCGCUACCCGUCCACGGGCAUGCUAGUGCUCUUCUUCGCGCUGCACGUCUGCGAUGAGGUGAAUGUGUUUGGAUUCGGGGCGGACAGCCGUGGGAACUGGCACCACUACUGGGAGCAGAACCGUUACGCUGGGGAGUUCCGAAAAACGGGGGUCCACGAUGCGGACUUUGAAGCGCAGAUCAUACAGCGUCUGGCUCAGGCCGGAAAAAUCACCGUAUUCCCAGGGAAGUGAUGGUUAUUUGAGGAUGUUUUAGUGAAAAGCUGGGUCGGUCUUAGACGCCGUGGCGUUUUUUAAGAGUCCCGGGUUUGGGUUUUAAGUAAAGUCACCGUAACAUCAUAUCAGAUUCAAGUAACUAAUCCACGAGUCACAUAUCGAUUCAACAUAUCUGCUGACUAAGUCAUUGCGGCACCCGGUGUUUACGUUGAUAACUUCAACUCAGGAGUGGAAGAUCCCGGACGUAAGUCCACGUAAACCAUGACCGCGAUCUUCUUGAGAAGAGAACUGUUUGGUUUUCCCAUGGAUUCAUGGAUCUAAUCCCGCCCCCACGGAUGAAUGGUUUGCCUCAAGAUGGAAAGAGCAGCAUCAGCAGUCGAGAAGACCGUUGUUCUGCAGCCUUGUUGUUUCCAAUAGCAACAAAACCACCGAGCUGUGGAUGUUGACCAUUACGAGGUGCUGCACCGUAGGCGUGCAGACAGACAGACAUGAAUCAUGGACUAUAAAGAAGUGAAAUUUUUAUAAAAUAGUUUCCUGUAAAAUCCUCUACAGAAGCAAGUCCUCGGACUCGGUAUUUAGUACACCUACGAGAGAAGAUCUGCGAGGGACGUUGAUUUGACAGUGUUGAGGAUUUCGUGCUUGGGAUGGAUGCACGCCGGUUUCUGGAUCAGACUUUUAAUAAUCCCCAUGUGGUGUGUCACGGUCUAAUUUAAGAGCCAAAGCACGGCAAAGCCAGCGCAGCAAACACAUCAUCAUUUAGUUCCGGGGUCCAUGUCGUUUUUUGCGACUUCGGCCGCGACUUAAUGCUACACGACAAACUGCACUGGCUUCCGAAGAGGACUGCGACUUGACUUUUGGAUCCCGGUCUAUUUAGCUCAUUCCAGAUUACCCCCAUGAAAGACCGGAAAUCAUUGAGCCCCAUUGACUGCUCGCCCCGGGUAUCCGCUAUUAAAACACUCCGGAGGGGGUCAAGAGCCACCAGACGCCUUAGAAAUGACCAUAUCAGCUUCACUUCCUGUUUAUGUUCUUCAUCAAGACACAUUGUUUUACAUGGUUUGUUACCGUUGCUGCUAUCGCUAACGAUAUUUAACUUUGGUUUGUUUUGAUGUCAGAAGCUAUAACAAGAGAACGGUUGGGACAUAUCUACAUUUUCGCUACAUGACAAAUAUCUUUAGCGCUCUCAGAACUGUUUAAAUAUAUUAGACUUAGCCACACUAGCAUACAUGUCUACUGACUACUUGUCGUUAGCUUUGUAUUUAGCAUAAUGGACUCGACAAUGGUAUGGAUAGUCAACGGUAGGGUUGGCCGAUACUGCAGAUUUUGGUAAUGGUUUUAUUUCAUUUGAACAUCAGAUUACAAUUGAAUGCAUCCCAUAAUAAGUUCCCAGUUCCACAUGUCCAAAAGGAGUAGGAAGAAGCAAAGCUUAUUAAAUCCUACCCCUUUAUCUGGUACUUUUACAAUCAGUAACUGUUACAUUUGUUCACUUCCUGCUUUCCUAAUAUAGUUUAACUUUUCUUUUUUAAUUUUAUUUUAUUUUUAAUUUUAUUUUAUCUUAAUUUUUAAUUGUAUUUAAUUAAAUUAAAUUACUGUGAUUGGCUGGCGACCAGUCUAGGGUGUACCCCGCCUUACGCCCGAAGACGGCUGGGAUAGGCUCCAGCACCCCCCGCGACCCUCGUGAGGAAAAGCGGUAGAAAACAAAUGAAUGAAUGAAUAAAUUAAAUUAUUCAUUAAUAAUUAAUUAAAUUAAAUUAAAGUUAAUUUGGAUGAAAAAUUAAUUUAAUUUAAUUAAUUAAUUAAUUUAAUACAUUUUAUUUAAUUUAAUAAAAUGUAAUGUAAUGUAAUGUAAUGUAAUGUAAUUUAAUUUAAUUUAAUUUAAUUUAAUUUAAUUUUAUUUUAUUUUAUUUUAUUUUAUUUUAUUUUAUUUUAUUUUAUUUAUUUUUUAUAUGACCAUACAAUGACAUAAAGGGUACCAUAGUAAGUGUCAAUAUCAUGACUGGUUCAAGACUCUUCAUCCUUGUAUUUAGCAAACAUCAACUGCUAAUUUUGGUAUGGCGUCGGUACUGCAGUAAAUACAGGGCCAGUACUGCAGAUACAGAUACUUUUUACCUGAAAUUUUUCAAGAUCUGGUAAUGAUUUUGCAUUUAAAGUUAUUGAUGAUUCUAAUUGAAAAUGUAUUAUAUAUAUACACAUAUAUUAUGGAUAGGCUCCGGCAUAGAAAAUGAAUGGUAUUGGUAUUCAAUAUCUGGAUGAAGGACCCUUUGUUUUGGAAACUUGUACAACUGAAUGCAGUACAAUGCAGUACAAGCGCUAUUUAAAUGUUGGUUUAAGACAAGCUAAAUAUUAGAAUCCAUUCUCAUUGUGAUGCAGUACAGUUCUCCAGCUCUUCCAGCAUAAAAAUACUACUAAAUGAACACUUCUCUGACGGUAUUCCCACUGAGUGUUAUCAUCUUUAUAACCACAUUAUUGGCAUUCCGACAAGUACAUCAUUCCUGCCAUGAAAAAGACUGCAAAGCUGGACCCGAUUCUGCAAUAGAGAUUAAUUAAAUAAUUAACAUGAAGCAGUUGGUGGCUGAAGCACUCAGGGUUUCUAUAAGUAACACAUGAGUGGAUAACUCGGUAAGUAUCUCAGUGAACAUAAAUAUUUAUGAGUAGCAUCUGAAGAGAAAACACCUGGUUUUAUUUCAAAUUCUCAGAUAUUGUUUCUAACGUAAAAAAAAAAAAAUCCUACAUGAGAAAAUCAGAUUAUAUCAGCAAAAUAGCAAAUACUUUUAAUAAAAAAAAUAAAAAAAGUAUAAGUCAGGGGUCAUUUGGCUCGCUAAAAAACACCCAAACAAUGAAAACCAUUCAAGUUCUCAUGCAAACACUACUUCCUUUGCUCUGCAGGGGGCAACAGCGAGGCGUACGUUUCAAAAUGGGGCAGCAGUAGAAGAAGGCAGCUCGUAUUUAAAUAAAUAUGGCGGUAUCAACAUUUUUGUAAAUAAACCUUUAGGGCAAAAAAAAAUAAAUACUAUAUAACUAUACAUACGUAUAUGUAUGCAUGUCCACUAAUCCCUCAUUUAUCGCUAUUAAUUGGUUCCACACCCAACUGUGAUAAGUGAAUUUCUGUGAAGUUUAUAACUCAGAUAAAUGCAGCUGUAGUACAUAUCUGGGAUGUUACUUCAUGUCAACAGGGUAACGGUAAAAACGUUUUUAGAAUGUUCAUUCAUUCAUUCAUUCAUUUUCUACCGCUUUUCCUCACGAGGGUCGCGGAGGUGCUGGAGCCUAUCCCAGCCGUCUUCGGGCGAGAGGCGGGGUACACCCUGGACUGGUGGCCAGCCAAUCACAGGGCACAUAUAGACAAACAACCAUUCACACUCACAUUCAUAAAAAAAUAUGGACAAUUUGGAGUCGCUAAUUAACCUAGCAUGUUUUUGGAAUGUGGGAGGAAACCGGAGUACCCGGAGAAAACCCACGCAUGCACGGGGAGAACAUGCAAACUCCACACAGAGAUGGCCGAGGGUGGAAUUGAACCCUGGUCUCCUAGCUGUGAGCUGUGAGGUCUGCGCGCUAACCACUCGACCACCGUGCCGCCCGUUUUUAGAAUGUUAUUAUAUAAAAAUAUAUAUGUUAUAUGUAAUAUUUAUAUGUUAUUAUAUAAAUAAAUAAAAUAUAUAUAUAUAUAUAUAUAUAUAUAUAUAUAUAUAUAUAUAUAAACGUUGAAUCCUACUUUGUGGAAAUUCACGUAAGGUUUGGAACCAAUUAAUUGUGAUAAACGAGGGACAACUGUAUAUAAUUUUGACCUUUUUUUAAUAUUUAUUUUUAAUAUUUUCAAAGACAAAUUCUGGCCUUUGGACAAAUGCAAUUGCAAACAGCUGGAUCAUGUGACAGUGACGUUUAUGAAAAUCACACUACUUCCUGUAAAGAGUCUGCCUUUAUGUCAGAAUUGACUUGACAACCUGCUGCUGCUCAAAGGAGUCCCUGUCGGUGUUGCGUUUAUGCGAUUUACUGCCCUCUGCUGUUCAAGAGAAGAAGUGUAUGUGAUUUAUCUGAGUUGGUUCUGUCCCCGGUUGACCAUCAUCCAUUCUUGCCAUCCAUUCUUGAUUUUAUGAUGGAGUUUUAGGCUCGUUUUAGCUGAACUGUGGCUCAAUAUUCUCAAAUAUUGUUUUACCCACUUCCUGCAUCACACGCUUUCCGUGCCUUGUACGACAAACAUCCGCUAAGCUUGGCAUGUUUUUUUUAACACGACACACACGUGUUUUGUUUGUGUGCGGGCUGUGAGCUGUGCCUUCUGAGUUGGACUUUAAACAUAAAUCGCACAUUCUGCCUUCCUCUUUUAACCCAGCCGAUGUCUUCUUCUCGUCUAAAGAUGGCUCAGGAGAAGGAAGAAGACGCAGGAUUCAUGUAGACAUAUUGUGUGGUUUUUUUGUGUAGCUAUUUACUGUACAUACUGUGGAUAUCAAACCUCAACAAUACCUUACUAUGUUUUAAUGUCAAAUAUGAGUGCAAGGGUCUUUUGUACAAUUGUUUUAUUAAACAUAUAUGUUGAUUUUAGGUCCCCUAUUAUGCAAUGUUUAUGCCCGCCACUUCACAGGAUAGGACAGCUUUGUUAAAUCUAAAAAUAAAAAUAAUAAAUAGCAAGCUACAUUACCAGAUAUUCACAGUCACAUAUUUGAUUUGGUUUUUCGAGUGCAUGGGGACAGCAAACGGCGGCCCGCGGGCCACAUCAGGCCGUCUAAAGCCUUUAACAUGGAAAGUGUGGCUAUAGCAACAUGACUUCCAGUACACGGGGAACCAUUUUACUCAUUAUUUCUGAGGUCCGACUUCCAAAUAUCUGAUUUAAUUUUCCGGUACGCUGCGUUCAGACGCAUAAUUGGGUACAUUUCCUCCUGCAACUGGCAGACAAAAUGGAGAAAAAAUAGCUCAUAUAACCUAAUUUAACGGGAACCAUUGCACAUUUGGUACAUGGUGGUUGUUGUGGAGAUGUUUAUGUUCUCAGUCAUAAAAAAUGUUUAUGGUUUGCAUUCUUCAUUGUUACUGAAACUAACAGCAUCUGGGGAGAUUUGUACCUGCAACAGUUGGUUUAUUUUAUCCGCUACAGCAAGAUUACGAAUACGAAUGGUUAAAAUCAUGCACACACCUUUUUGACAGCUAUCUUACUUCAUAGAGGUGCCGCAUAAAGCAGAUGCAUCAAAACAAAGUAGAGGACAAGGAAGUGACCUGCUGGAUUAGCUCCAUGCUGUUGUUGGUGGGGAUCGGUCAUCGUCUAGUUAGGCCUUCCGUGCGUCACUGCCUGUGUAUUUACUGCAGAACACUUUGUAUCUUAAUUUCUGUAAAAAUAAAAGCUCAGUGAAAAAU